AUGUCUAAACAGUGGUCCCACGAUCCUAAAUGGAGUGACGAAAUGGAGAAGUUAAUUACAGAACCCUACAAGUACAUCAAGAAGGUCCCUGGAAAGCAUUUUCGUAGAAUUCUAAUUGAUCUAUUCAACGAAUUUUUAGAAGUGGAUCAUCAAUCUGUGGAGAGUAUUGAGCAGGUCAUUGAUAUACUCCAUAACUCUUCGCUGAUGGUGGAUGAUGUAGAGGACAGUGCUACUUUAAGAAGAGGGAUACCAGCUACGCAUAAUGUUUUUGGGAUUCCUCAGACGAUAAACACUGCAAACUACAUGUAUUUUGUUGCCAUCCAAAAGGCUGGUACUUUGGGCAACCAUGCAAGGGUGAAUGACGUUCUGAUAGAAGAAAUGAUGAAUCUGCACCGAGGACAGGGCUUGGAUCUUUAUUGGCGAGACAAUUUUGUUUGUCCUAGUGAAGAGCAGUAUUUGGACAUGGUGAUGAACAAAACCGGAGGUCUCUUUAGGCUUACCGUCCGUUUGAUGGAGCUUGUUCAGAACCCAAACGAUGGAGUGGAAAGAAAGGCUUCUUCUUUAGUCCAUUUUGCUAAUCUUUUAGGUAUAGUAUACCAAAUACGGGAUGAUUAUUUGAACCUUAAGAGUGACCAGUAUAAUCAAAAUAAAGGCUUCUGCGAAGACAUCACAGAGGGUAAGUUCUCGUUUCCAAUUAUUCAUUCUAUUCAAAACAGUGACGAUACAGGGCUAUUAAGCAUAUUAAAACUCAGGACAAAUGAUGAGAAAUUGAAAAGGUUUGCACUUACUUAUAUGGAACAAACUGGCAGUUUCCAGUAUGCCAAAGAGAAGCUUAGUGCACUAGCUAAGGAAGGGGAGAAGAUGCUGGGUAAAAUUUCAGCAGAGUUCAACCAUAUCGACACUUCACACUUGAAUGAAUUUCUGAUUAAGCUUACUCGAAUAGGAGGUGAUGAUGAUAAACCUCAAUACCUUCUCCAAACAGAAGAAACUACGAUACCAGAAGCAAAAUGA
Komagataella phaffii GS115 is the source of this 1011-nucleotide messenger RNA. RefSeq names its product Geranylgeranyl diphosphate synthase, increases the intracellular pool of geranylgeranyl diphosphate. NCBI's taxonomy places the organism in Eukaryota, Fungi, Ascomycota, Pichiomycetes, Pichiales, Pichiaceae. The record is from RefSeq and is a predicted model, not a curated record. The coding region runs from base 1 to 1011 and encodes 336 amino acids. Gene Ontology annotation, biological process: isoprenoid biosynthetic process. Gene Ontology annotation, molecular function: prenyltransferase activity. The transcript has a single exon.